This is a messenger RNA of Sinocyclocheilus grahami, 1038 nucleotides long. RefSeq names its product SLAM family member 9-like. The record is from RefSeq and is a predicted model, not a curated record. Bases 1 to 1038 code for a protein of 345 amino acids. NCBI's taxonomy places the organism in Eukaryota, Metazoa, Chordata, Actinopteri, Cypriniformes, Cyprinidae. The transcript has 4 exons.
AUGCCAACAGAAUCUUAUGCUGAUAAGAUUCUCUUACAGAUCCUUAUUAUAUGUUCUUAUGAAUGUGUUUCAGGUGUGUUUGCUGGUGAUACAGAUGUAAUGAAGUCAGUAUCAGUGACUGAGGGAGAUUCUGUCACUCUAAACACUAAUGUUACUGAAGUACAGAGAGAUGAGCAGAUACUGUGGAUGUUUGGACCUAAAGAGACUCGUAUAGCUGAACUCUAUAAACGCAGCAUUGAUAUGUUUAGCAGUGAUGUGACAUUUGGAGACAGACUGCAGUUGGACUCUUUCACUGGAUCUCUGACCAUCAGAAACCUCAGAAGCACAGACGCUGGACUUUAUAAACGACAGAUCCGGAGCGACAGAGGGAACUCGGACAAGACAUUCGAUGUUACUGUCUAUGCUCGUCUGCCUGUUCCUGUCAUCACCAGUAACUCUUCAAACUCUUUUUCACCAUCAUCAUCAUCAGGAUCAUCAGUUUCCAGAUGUUCACUGCUGUGUUCAGCUGUGAAUGUGAGUGAUGUGACUCUCUCCUGGUACAAAGGAAACAGUUUAUUGUCCAGCAUCAGUGUGUCUGAUCUCAGCAUCAGUCUCUCUCUACCUCUGGAGGUGGAAUAUCAGGAUAAAAACAGCUACAGCUGUGUGCUUAACAAUCCCAUCAGCAACCAGACCACACAUCUGGACAUCAGUGAGCUCUGUCAGCCAUGUUCAGCUCAUCUGCCUGUUCCUGUCAUCACUAGUAACUCUUCAAACUCUUUUUCACCAUCAUCAUCAUCAGGAUCAUCAGUUUCCAGAUGUUCACUGCUGUGUUCAGCUGUGAAUGUGAGUGAUGUGACUCUCUCCUGGUACAAAGGAAACAGUUUAUUGUCCAGCAUCAGUGUGUCUGAUCUCAGCAUCAGUCUCUCUCUACCUCUGGAGGUGGAAUAUCAGGAUAAAAACAGCUACAGCUGUGUGCUUAACAAUCCCAUCAGCAUCCAGACCACACAUCUGGACAUCAGUCAACUCUGUCAGACAUGUACAGGUAGCGCUCAUCAGUGA